AAUUGCUUGCCUGCCAGAGUCUUCGUUCAUUUGUCUCCAAGUCGCCCGCUCUCGCUGUCGUGUCGUGCCGAGCCGUGUCGCGCUGUGUAUGUUCUCAAGAGGUCGAGAAAUCGGUUAAAGCCGCGGAUGAUAUGGUGAAACUCUUCUUUCAUCCCAUCGGAAAAGCCCAGCGCGCGUCGCCCCAGAGCCCUCCGGACCUGAUGCAGUAAUAUAAGCGCAAGCCCGCUGUCAGCUUCGAAUCACUUAACGCCGGCGCACAGAACCGAAAAGACGUAAAUCGACGUUAUCUAAAACGGAAACUGAGCCCAAAUUCAAACCCAAACCCAAACCCGAAACAUAAAACGAAACACUGUCGAAAGACCCCCCAAAACGGUUCAACUGAAGCGGCGAGAGCGAAACUAAAGUGAAAAGCAAACCGACUAAUUGAAGUCUGUCUGUCUGGCAGUGAAUCGCCAACGUGCAAAGGAAACAAACAAAACGGAAUAGGAAUUGGCAACAGCCGCAACGGCAGCGGUAGCGGCAACAGAAACAGAAACACAUUAGCACAAAAAAGAAAUAUUUAUAAAUAAAUAGCGACCAACCACCGACGACAACUACGGGAACGACAACAACUGCCCCAACAGCCACCCAUAACAAAGGCAAAUACAACCAGUGACAGAAAUCCGGCAUUAACUUUUAGCCAGUUUGUUUAUUUUAAAUACAUACGCGCAAAACACCAUAAAAAGAGCAGCAGUAGCAGGCGGAACGAAAACAAAGUUGUAGCGAUAAGAAAAUUGGCCUAAGCCUCCCCCCAAGCUCCGCCGAUCGCACCGCUCCUGCUCUACCAUUGUAAGCCUCGACGCAGACGAAAGCCGUCCAUAGAAUAUAUAUAGUUAUAUGUAUAUCCCCCUGUUUACAUCGAAGCCAUCGGACAUGAUGCCGCAAAUGUGGUGCAGGCUGCUGAGGAUCCUGGUGUUGCUCUUCGCCUUCUUCGCCAUGAUAGUUUUUAUCAAUAGCGAGAUAGCGAAGCGACGCAAAGCUGAGGCAGCCUUAGCGGCUUUGAUCGGGCAAGAGGGAGCCGAACUGCCAGGAGCCUCCGAAUCCGAGGAGGAGCCCAAUCCGGGUAGCGAGGAGUUUGCAUCGAUCGAAGCCAAAAAAGACAUUGAUAAACUCUUGCGCACCAUCUUCGUAGUGAACGAUGAUCAGGGUGUACAGAUCUUUAAUACAACGACCACGGACAAUGCACCCCUCAUGCCCAUAAACACCAUGCUCGGCGAUCAGUCCCAGAACCCGAUUCCAAAUCCGAACCAGAAUCAAAACCAAGCCCCGAAACCCAGAUCGUCCAACAUUUACCAUCAGUAUCACAGCCUAAGUCAGCAGCAGGAUCAAUACUUCAAAGUGCAGCGCUCUCCGGACGGGAAGCUGAAUCUGGUCUUUAACGAUACGUUCGUCUCUUUGCAGGGGACAACUCCGCAGACGCAGGCGGACCAGGUUCCGACCACCCACCGUCAGCCAUCGGACACCUUUGUCUUCCCCGGUUCCGCAGGACAUGGUCCCCGGCCCAUUUACCCGGCCCACUCGCUUCUGGGGGUCAAUGACACGGCCGCCCUGCAGCAGUGCGGGGAUGCGAAGCCGGAGUCCAGGUCCUUCUGCACCCAAGUGGACAACUAUCCGGACCUGUCCGGCCUGAAGAUGACGCUCUCAAGCAAGUUCUCCAAGUUCUUCAGCGAUGUGAUCCCCACAGACUUGAGUGCGCGGGUGGGCACCGAACCCGAUGAUACGAUCUACCUGUGCCGGGUCACGCCCCGCACUAUCUAUCCUAAGAAGGGUCUGACAACGAACAACAGCUGGGAGUUGAUUGUCAAUACUGAUGAGUUCAAGCAAGCCAUCCAGAUUGAAGAGUGCGAAAUCCCCAAUGGGCCGUGUGAGUUUACGGAUAGUUUCCCCAACGGGUACAAGUCAUACUGCAAACAACAUUACGUGACCCGCAACCUGGUUAGCAUUAAGGACGAAGGCCCACUGGACCCGUCGCCAGAGUCCUUCAGGAUACCCUCCUGCUGCAAAUGUGUACUGAAGAAGGUGAACUAGCCCCAUCGAGGAGGGGCUGGGGGAAUCAUCAUUCAAAAAGAUGCGAAAUUGUGAUUUGGAGUACCAAGUUUCACCCACCACAGAAUUGCAGGCCAAACUGUCCAGGGGUCGUUGUUUAAUUUUAUAUUUUUAUGACUUUGUAGUACUUUUUAAGCACGAUAUAAUACAUUUGCAUUCUGCUGUCAUUCGAAGACCCACUUUAGUCUACUAUAUGUGCAUUAUAAUUUAAAUUUUAAUAUCGAGUCAUUGUAAACAAAUUCGUGUCAUACUUCCUUGUUGUCUUCCUAAGAUAGUAAUGCAUGCAAUUAGUUUUAAAAUACACACAUAAAAAAUCACAAACACAUAAAACCACACACAAAAAAAACUAUUUCAAGAAUGUAUGUAGAGCUAAUGUAUAAUAAAUGUAUGCAAGUACAUGCCAGCAAAGUAAA
Molecule: messenger RNA, 2498 nt
Organism: Drosophila ananassae
Lineage: Eukaryota; Metazoa; Arthropoda; Insecta; Diptera; Drosophilidae
Gene: spz
Product: protein spaetzle
Exons: 7
Coding region: 877-2067 (396 amino acids)
Biological process (GO): regulation of Toll signaling pathway; central nervous system formation; innate immune response
Cellular component (GO): extracellular region
Molecular function (GO): Toll binding; growth factor activity
Source: RefSeq, a predicted model, not a curated record